AUGAGAGAUACAGAACAACUGUUAUCUACUCAUUUGGGUGAUGGGCAAGAAUUGGUGAUUACAGUUGUUUAUGCGAGUACUGAUAGAAGUGGGAGAAUAGCUUUAUGGGAGGAUCUAUAUGACAUGUAUUCACACAUCACCAUCCCAUGGCUUGUGGGUGGGGAUUUUAAUGUCAUUACAGAUGACAUUGAGAAAUUUGGGGGUCUUCCUGUACAGUUUGCAGAAACAGAGGAUUUUAGACAAUGUAUAGACAUUUGCCAACUGAUGGAUCUUGGGUUUACUGGAAGUAUGUUUGUCAUACCCCAUUUUAACCAGGCUCUGCAGAAUUGUUUUCCUAAUGUGGAGGUAGCGCAUCUCAUUAAACAAGGUUCUGACCACUCUCAUUUGCUGGUAAAUAUGAGAGCAGACAGUAGACCAAUUAGGAAAUCUUUCAGGUUUCUUAAUUUUUGGGUGGAGCAUGAAUCUUUUCUAGAUGUAGUCAAAGAAAAUUGGGUGGAAUCUUAUGGCUCAGACCCCUUCUUUAACUUUCAUAAUAAGUUAAAAAAGGUGGGAAGAGCUCUCUCUAAGUGGAGUAGGGACACUUAUGGUGAUAUCUUCAAGCAAAUUACAACUCUGGAGAAAGUGGUGCAGGUGCAUGAGCAGGAAUUUGAACAAAAUCCUAUAGGGCUUAACAGGGAAAGACUACAAAGGGUACAAGCUGAUCUGAUCAGGUUUUAUGCUAUUGAAGAAAAAUUCUGGAGACAAAAAACAGGGAUGCAGUGGUUUCAGGAUGGAGAUAGGAACACAAAAUUCUUUCAUGCUCAUGUCAAUGGAAAGAGAAGAAAGCUGCAGUUACAGAGAAUUCAAAAUCAUACAGGUACAUGGCUGGACACUGAAGAGGAGAUUGCGCAGGAAGCAAUCAGAUUUUUCUCAGACCAAUUCAAAGAGGAAAAUAUCCCUACAGAUUUCUCUAUGCUUGAUAAGAUUCCUAAAAUGGUUACAGAAGAACAAAAUCAACAGCUCUAUGAAAUGCCAGAUGAAGUAGAGGUGAAAAGAGUAGUUUUUGGUUUAAAUGGAGACAGUGCAGGGGGUCCUGAUGGUUUCACAGGAAGAUUUUUCCAAGCUUGUUGGGAAAUUAUUGCAAACGACUUGGUGAACAUAGUGAGAUCUUUCUUCUGUGGGCAUGAACUCCCAAGGAUUAGAGGAAAGCCUGCAAAUGUUGUCAUUAAGUUUGACAUGGCAAAGGCUUAUGACAGGAUAUCAUGGUUAUUUCUAACUAAAGUCCUGAGGAGAAUGGGGUUUGGUGAAUUUACUAUUGAUAUGGUGUUUAGAGUUAUCUCAAAUAAUUGGUAUUCCAUUCUGAUUAAUGGGCAACCUCAUGGUUUUUUCAAAUCAUCUAGAGGAGUAAAGCAAGGAGAUCCACUAUCCCCUACUUUAUUCAUUUUGGCUGCAGAAUGUUUGUCUAGGGCUCUGAAUGCACUGCAUACUGAGGCUGAUUACAAGGAAUAUGGGAUGCAAAAAUGGAGUCCAUAUAGCAUGCCUAUACACCUACUAUCCGCUUGUGACCCUCCUAGUGGUGUACUUGCUCAGAUUCAUAGAUUGUUUGCUAAGUUCUUUUGGAGCAACUCUGUGGGAAACUCAAGUAAGCACUGGGAAACUUGGACAACCUUAUGUCAUCUACAAGAAGAAGGUGGCAUGGGGUUCAGAAGCCUACAAGAUAUAUCUAAAGCCCUCUUUGCUAAACUGUGGUGGAACAUGAGAACCAAACAAUCCUUAUGGAGGACUUUCAUGAGUAAUAAGUACUUAAAGAAGUUUCAUGCUGUGAUAGCCCCUAGCGGAUUAGGUACUUAUGUGUGGAAGAAGAUGAUUAAACACAGAGAUGAGAUGGAACAUGAGAUAUGGUGGAAACUUCAACAAGAUUUUGAGUGUGAUCCCACAAUCAUCCUUGUAAAAGAAACUGCAGAAGUGGGGCAAUGGGAUGAACAGUUGCUAAGAAGAAUCCUUCCUGAGAAUCUAGCAGACCAUAUUGUGCAGCAUAUUAAUCCACCAAAUGAAAAGGACCAAGCAGAUAAGGCUUUCUGGAAGUUAGAUUCGAGGGGAAAAUUCACAGUUGGAGAUUUUGGAAGUUCAAGCUACCACUGGAUGAUAAGUUCAAGAAAUGGGGACACCAAUUCCCUUCCAGAUGCUAUUGUUGUCAACAUCCAGAAGUGGAAGAUACCUCCCAUGUCUUUUUACACUCACCAACAGCUCAAGCCAUCUGGAAGUAUUUUUGUGGACCAAUAUGCACCAUAUAAUUGGAGUGUGAUUGUGGAGUCAUUACAGAGAUAUUCUCCAAAGAUAAGAGUAACACCAGUGACUUGGAGAACUCCAGAUAUUGGAUGGAUAAAAGUCAAUACUGAUGGAGCCUCAAGAGGAAACGCGGGUAGGAGUUCAUGGGCCUUUUGUGUAAGGGAUGAAAGGGGAGAUGUGAUACAAGCACAGGCCAGAGAAAUAGAGGAUCUUCAAAGCACCAACACUGAGGCAGAGGCCCUGACCAUUUUACAGGCUCUCAGGUACCACAGAACAACAACACUGAAGGAAUACCAACAAGCAGCGAAACACAGUGUAAUCAGGAUACAGGAAACAGAAAAAACAAAAAAGAAUACAGAUGCAUAG
Molecule: messenger RNA, 2634 nt
Organism: Lycium barbarum (goji berry)
Lineage: Eukaryota; Viridiplantae; Streptophyta; Magnoliopsida; Solanales; Solanaceae
Exons: 8
Coding region: 1-2634 (877 amino acids)
Molecular function (GO): RNA-DNA hybrid ribonuclease activity; nucleic acid binding
Source: RefSeq, a predicted model, not a curated record